AUGGCGCCGAGGCAUCGGCAUCGAACCAUCCCGACCUCCUCCCUCGUCAUCUCAUACCUCGUGUCCCAAUCCCAGGCGGCCUUCGUCAACGACUUCUCCGCGUACCCGGUCAAUGCGAGAUCAUGUAUGAACACGGCGGCGGCGGCGUCCGGCUGCGCCGGCAACACGGUGACGGAGAUGAACACAUGCCUCUGCGGCAACGGCGGCAACUUCGUCAUGGCGACUGCCAAGUGCGUCGAGAAGGAGGCCAAGGACGAGCUCGACGACGUAUACGAGAUGCUCCUGACGUCCUGCACGGAUUCCAAGACGCCGCUGGCCGUGUCGCAGGCCCAGUUCCUCGACCCCGAAGAAGAAGACGACGACGACAAGGCGUCUUCGACGUCCUCCAUCAACGGCGUCAGCAGCAUCAGCAACAGCGCCGGCGGCAGCAGCUCGACAACAUUCGCCACGUCCAUCACAACGCCGCCGAACGUGGCGACCUCGGCACGGGCACAAGCGUCCAUCACGUCCACGUCCAUGACGACCUACGAGAGCGUGGCGCCGGGCGGGGUGACGAUCACAGUCACGAGGGGGAUCGAGGUGGUCCCCACGGGGACGGUCAGCAGUGGGCAGCAGGGUAGCAGCGGCGACACGUCCACCUCCGGCGACGACGACGGGCCCGGCCGCGGGGUGCUGGCGGCAGGAAUCGCCGGAGGGUUCGCCGUUGUCAUUGGGGCCCUCGCGUUCCUCUGCUACCGUCGCCGGAAGCAACGCAAGGAGCGAAAGGGCCAGGUCGGGGCCGGCGGCAAGUUUGCGUCGUUAUCCAGCGCGACGAGCCUCACGACGAUGACGGCCUCGCCGCCACAGGGCCAGACGGCGACGACGGCAUAUCACGGUGCGAACGACCUCCGACCCAACACGGCAAACUCGAUGCAGAUGGCCGUGGGCACCGCUGCAUGGGGUCGUCAACAGCAACAGCAACAGCAGCAGCAGCAACAUCAACAACAACACUACCAACAUGGACCACAAAGUCCCCAACACUGGCAGCAAAACAACUCACCGAAUCAGUACGGCCAGCCUGCAGGAGCUUGGCCAUCGCCGGUAACCAACACGGACGGCACCAACGGAUCAUGGGGGGUCUCGCCCGUCUCGCAAUAUCCCACCCACGCGUCGAGAGGACACGAAUCGCCCCCGGCGCAGAACGCGACCUGGAACGCGCACGCGGUGCCCGCGGGCGGCGUCCCCGCGCCUCACCCUUCACACCACCCGUCGAACCACACAUACGCCCCCGUCUUCGAACUACCCGGAGACGAGACCCAGGCCGUCGAGGCCGACUCGACGCCCAUCGGCCACGCGCAGCCGAUCCGUCCGCCCUCGCGGUCGAUACAGUCGACGCCGGCGCACAUGUCGGCUCACCCAGCACCAGCACAACCGGCAGCGGCACACCACGGAAUGCCGCACAGGCAGAUUGACGACGCGCUGCAAAUAUCACAGGUGGAGCUACCGCCGCCACGGUACUCGGGACCCUCGUCAGGGUCGGAAUGGGCCAGCGAGGACAAGAAGUUCGGCUGA
This is a messenger RNA of Colletotrichum higginsianum IMI 349063, 1551 nucleotides long. RefSeq lists its product as uncharacterized. NCBI's taxonomy places the organism in Eukaryota, Fungi, Ascomycota, Sordariomycetes, Glomerellales, Glomerellaceae. The record is from RefSeq and is a predicted model, not a curated record. The coding region runs from base 1 to 1551 and encodes 516 amino acids. The transcript has a single exon.